GGGACCUCCGGUUGCAGGUCCGCCUGGGCCAGACGCGCGAGUGCAGGUAGCGGGUGCGUGGUCGCCGGCCCGACCUCUGCAGACCCCUCCCCACCCCCGCCGAGUCCCGACCCUCCGGCCGUUCCCCCCUCACCUAGCCACCAUGCGCCUCCACCGCCUAGUGUUCCCGGUCGUUACGCUGCUUCUCGCCGCGGUCCGCCUCGCCGCUGCCUCCGACGUGCUGGAACUCACGGACGACAACUUCGAGAGUCGCAUCUCCGACACGGGCUCUGCGGGCCUCAUGCUUGUCGAGUUCUUCGCCCCUUGGUGUGGACACUGCAAGAGGCUUGCCCCCGAGUAUGAAGCUGCGGCUACCAGAUUAAAAGGAAUAGUCCCAUUAGCAAAGGUUGAUUGCACUGCCAACACAAAUACAUGUAAUAAGUACGGAGUCAGUGGGUAUCCAACCCUGAAGAUAUUUAGAGAUGGUGAAGAAGCAGGUGCUUAUGAUGGGCCUAGGACUGCUGAUGGAAUUGUCAGCCACCUGAAGAAGCAGGCAGGACCAGCUUCAGUUCCUCUGAGGACCGAGGAGGAAUUUAAGAAGUUCAUUAGUGAUAAAGAUGCCUCUGUGGUGGGUUUUUUCAGGGAUUUAUUCAGUGAAGCACACUCUGAGUUCCUGAAAGCAGCCAGCAACUUGAGGGAUAACUACCGAUUUGCACACACCAAUGUUGAGUCUCUGGUGAAGGAGUAUGAUGAUAAUGGAGAGGGUAUCACCUUAUUUCGCCCUUCACAUCUUGCUAACAAGUUUGAGGACAAAACUGUGGCAUAUACUGAACAGAAAAUGACUAGUGGCAAGAUUAAAAAGUUUAUCCAGGAAACCAUUUUUGGUAUCUGUCCUCACAUGACAGAAGACAAUAAAGAUUUGAUACAGGGCAAGGACUUACUUAUGGCUUACUAUGAUGUGGACUAUGAAAAGAAUGCUAAAGGUUCUAACUACUGGAGAAACAGAGUGAUGAUGGUGGCAAAGAAAUUCCUGGAUGCUGGACACAAACUCAGCUUUGCUAUAGCUAGCUACAAAACUUUUAGUCAUGAACUGUCCGAUUUUGGCUUGGAAAGCACUACUGGAGAGAUUCCUGUGGUUGCCAUCAGAACUGCUAAAGGAGAGAAGUUUGUCAUGCAAGAAGAAUUCUCGCGUGAUGGCAAGGCCCUGGAGAGGUUCCUGCAGGACUAUUUCGAUGGCAACCUGAAGAGAUACCUGAAGUCUGAGCCUAUCCCAGAGAGCAAUGAUGGUCCUGUGAAGGUAGUGGUAGCAGAGAAUUUUGAUGAAAUAGUGAAUAAUGAAGAUAAAGAUGUGCUGAUUGAAUUUUAUGCCCCUUGGUGUGGUCAUUGUAAGAAUCUGGAGCCCAAAUAUAAAGAACUGGGAGAGAAGCUCAGGAAAGAUCCAAAUAUUGUCAUAGCCAAAAUGGAUGCCACAGCCAAUGAUGUGCCUUCUCCAUAUGAAGUCAGAGGUUUUCCUACUAUCUAUUUCUCUCCAGCUAACAAGAAGCUAAGUCCAAAGAAAUAUGAAGGUGGCCGUGAAUUAAAUGAUUUCAUUAGCUAUCUACAACGAGAAGCUACAAACCCCCCUAUAAUUCAAGAAGAAAAACCCAAGAAAAAGAAGAAAGCACAAGAGGAUCUCUAAAGCUGCAGCCAAACAUACCACUUUGUAAAAGGACUCUUCUACCAGAGAUGAGAAAACAUUGGGGAGAACUGGGAACCAUGUAGGAUUAUUUUACCUCUCGGGGCUGAGAGGACAGAAUGGAUAUAAUUUGAAUCCUGUUAAAUUUUCUCUAAACUGUUUCUUAGCUGCACUGUUUAUGGAACCACCAGGACCAGUUUAUGUUUGUGGUUUGGGGGAAAAUUAUUUGUGUUGGGGAGAAUGUUGUGGGGUGGGGGGAAGUGAGUUUGGGGGUUAUUUUCUAAUUUCUUUUGUACAUUUGGAACAGUGACAAUAAAUAAGCCCCCUUUAAA
This is a messenger RNA of Castor canadensis (American beaver), 1986 nucleotides long. It is a transcript of the gene Pdia3, whose product is annotated as protein disulfide isomerase family A member 3. The record is from RefSeq and is a predicted model, not a curated record. Gene Ontology annotation, molecular function: protein disulfide isomerase activity. Gene Ontology annotation, cellular component: cell surface; endoplasmic reticulum. Lineage: Eukaryota; Metazoa; Chordata; Mammalia; Rodentia; Castoridae. Gene Ontology annotation, biological process: response to endoplasmic reticulum stress; protein folding.